UGGAAGGCGCACCGGCUCCAUAGAGCAGAAGCUUCGCAUUAUGGCCUCGCUCUGAGCCUCCUGAUGCGACAGUUGUACAUACCUUACCGGCAAUCCGUCACCAUCGACGCCUUGAUCAUGGACCUCCGGUCCAGAGGCUUUUUUCGGGGCCAUCGGAGUUGUCAAUAGUACUACCUAAGUACUAUAUUAUUAGUUUUAUUGAGCACUGUCACUUUUGCACGCCCGGGGAUUUAAACCGAAGUGACAGUAGUAGCACUCAUCUGCCGGUCAGCUAACAAGCUAGCUCACUAAGUCAAUAGCCAAGAAGGGCAUCACUUUUUUGGAGUAAAGGACAAGGAAACUACAACACCACUAUUUUCUUUGACAGAAGACUGACCAGAAGCCGAUUCCCCGAGAUACCAUCUUGCAACAUAUUCGUUAUUGAUUCCCGGAAAGGUUGGCAACACAUCGCCACCCUAAUGCAGAACCACAAAAGAACGUGAAAUGAACAAACCACCACAGCCUAUAACGGGACCCACCUCAGUCCCAAACCCUGCCCCAUCCCCCGGAUUGACACAGGCUGCAUACGGCCCUGGACAGCCCCCUUCUCUUGUUUUUGCCACCCCUCCUCCACAAAUGAACUCUGCACCACAGCCAAGACAGUUUGCUGCAGGCCCCCGUACUUUACACCAACAGGGUGGAUACAGAGCAUUACAGAGUUACUAUCAAAACCGACCAGCGAUGGCCACCAGUGCUCCUAGGGUACAGACGAGUAGUGGCCCACGACCUGUCGGACCCACUCACGUCUACCCACCAAGCUCCCAGAUGAUGAUGAUUUCCCAGCAGCAGCUGUCUUUUGCUGGCUCCCCUCAGGGCUACUUCAUCCCACCUGGACAGUACCGGGCCCCAUAUAUGCCUCCUACUCAGCAGUAUCCUGUGGCAAGCGGUACAGCGGGCUUCUAUCCUGGAACUAGCCCUGCUGAAUACCCAGCUUAUGAGCCCUCUCUUGCUGCGAGGGAGAGGCGGGGUGGUGGGGGGAGAGGGGGCGGCCGAGAGAACGGCCGUCUCUCUCUCCAUGGUGCUCCUCUCACCUCCCAGCGCUACCCCGCAGGGGCAUACUAUCCAGCUCAGCCGCAGUACUCGCCAUCUGUCCAGCCUGCACCGGUUAUGAUCAACCCCGCACAGCAGCAGCAACAAGCCCCGCCGCCUCAACAACCGCCAGCACAGCCACAAGGCCCACCAAAGAGGGAACGCAAACCGAUAAGAAUACGAGACCCUAACCAGGGUGGGCGUGAUAUCACAGAGGAGAUCAUGUCAGGUGGAAGGUCCACCACCACACCGACUCCCCCACAGGCCUCUUCAGCAGAUGAAAGUCCUGCACAGCAGACCAACGGUGAAAUCAUGCAGCCUGCUACUACAACUACUUGUAGAGAUGAAAGCAUGGAGCCUCCUGUUAGUGCUGACACCCCUCCACCUCUUGCAACAGAAAAUACAGAGCCGGUGGUGGAGGCAAUAGAGGAAACGGACAACCAAAUUUCCCCUGCGCCUGAGAUAUCUUCACAAACUGUAGCCCCUGCAGCUGCUAUUGACGUGCCAUCCCUGUUGAUAAAAGAACAGCAGUCUUCCUCUUCCCUCCCUCCUGCAGCAGCAUCUACUACAGCUCCUGCUGAGGCGGUAAAUAAAAUCGAUACUAAAGUUGGUGACACAGUAGAUGCUCCUGUCGUCCCUUCAGCACCAUUAGCAGCACAAGAGGCACCUGCCAGAAUGGAGGAACCACAGGUUGCCCCGUCUCCUGCUGAGAAGGCUUCAGAAAGUGAGGAAAAACAAACCGAGGAGGUUAAAAUAUUGGAAAAAGAAGAGCAGGAGGUCAGCACUAAACAAGAUACUGAAGCGGAGGAAGUUGACACAGCUACCCCUGUUACCGAGGCGAAAGAAGAGACAGCAACAAAGGCAGCAACUGAAGUUUCUCAGCCUUCACCCUCUGCACAGGAACCUGCUGCUCCAACCACCCAGAGUGUGGCACCAAGCUCGGCCUCUGCUCCCCAACUUUCUCCAGAACCAGAACCAGAACCCGAACCCGAACCCGAACCCGAACCUGAACCUGAACCUAAAGUUGAACCCACACCAGCUGAAAAGGCAGAGCCUCUUCUCUCCAAUGGCCUUCCUCAGGACACUGAAGAACUGGUGGAGGAUAUGACAUUUCCAGACACUAAAGCCCUUGACAAGCCUGACACUUCUCAAGCUCAGGAAUCCACACCUGUGGCUAAAACAGCAACUGUGGCCCAGGAGGCAGUGGAGGAGGCAGUGGAGGAGAAAGAGAAAAAAGAAGAAGAGGGCAAGGACAAAAGUGAAGAUGCCCUAUCUUUAUCGGCCCCUACAGAGGAAUCUACUACUAUGCAAGCUGCUAUGUCUGUGCCAAAGAAGAGGAAGAACAUGAAGGAGUUAAACAAGAAGGAAGCCAUUGGAGACCUCCUGGACGCCUUCACAGAGGAGCAGGAUGCCAAACUUGCUUCUGAACCCUCGUCUACACAGCCCGAACCCGAACCCGAACCUGCCCCUGUUGCUCCAGCUGAACCCCCCGCUGAGGUUGUAGAUGAGACCUGGGAGGAGAAAGAGGACAAGCAGAAUGCAGAUCCUGAAAAGUCUGAUCAAAGUGGGCAGAAAUACCAGUACAAAGAAGAACAAUGGAAGCCGAUAGAUCCAGAGGAGAAGAAGCGGUACGACAGGGAGUUUCUCUUGGGCUUCCAGUUUAUCGGUGCCAGUAUGCACAAACCUGAAGGCCUUCCUCUCAUCAGUGAUGUGGUCCUGGAAAAGGCGAACAAGAAUCCACUGCGGCCUGCCGACCCGGCUCGACUGAUGAAUGUUGGUCCUGAUUUUACGCCCUCAUAUUUGGGGAAUCUCGGGAGCAGAUCAGUGGGGGGACCACGAGGCCCACCUCCUGGACCACGUCGUUCCCAGCAGGGUCAGAGGAAAGAGCCCAGGAAAAUCAUCAGCAGCAUGUCUCUUGGUGAUGACGUGCAGCUCAACAAGGCUGAGAAGGCCUGGAAGCCCACUGCGAAGAAGUCCACUCGCAGCCGAGGCGCAGAAGUAGAAGUAGAAGUAGAAGACGAUUCUGAACUGGGCAAGACUAAUGAGCUGUUCAAGCGUCUGCGUAGUAUCCUCAACAAGCUGACCCCUCAGAAGUUUCAGGAGCUGAUGAAACAAGUGACAGAUCUGACAAUAGACACAGAGGAGAGGCUGAAGGGAACCAUUGACCUCAUCUUUGAAAAGGCCAUCUCAGAGCCCAACUUCUCGGUGGCUUACGCCAACAUGUGCCGCUGCCUUUUGGGGUUGAAAGUCCCCGCACCAGACAAGCCAGGACAUACUGUGAACUUCCGCAAAUUGCUUCUCAACCGCUGCCAGAAAGAGUUUGAGAAGGAUCAGGAUGAUGACGAAAUCUUUGAGAAAAAGCAAAAAGAGAUGGAGGCUGCCAAGGAGGGAGAGGAGCGGGAGCGUUUGAGGGUGGAGCUUCAGGAUGCUAGAGACCAGGCUCGCCGUCGCUCACUGGGUAACAUAAAGUUCAUAGGAGAGCUCUUCAAGCUCAAGAUGCUGACGGAGGCCAUUAUGCACGAUUGUGUGGUCAAACUACUAAAGAAUCACGAUGAAGAGUCUCUGGAGUGUCUCUGCAGGCUGCUCUCCACAAUUGGAAAAGACCUGGACUUUGAGAAGGCCAAGCCUCGUAUGGAUCAGUAUUUCAACCAAAUGGACAAGAUCAUCAAAGAGAGAAAGACCUCGUCCAGAAUCCGCUUCAUGCUGCAAGAUGUCUUGGACCUCAGAAGGUGUAACUGGGUUCCUCGUAGAGGAGACCAAGGUCCCAAAACUAUUGACCAGAUUCACAAGGAGGCGGAGUUGGAGGAGCACAGGGAGCAGAUCAAAGUCCAGCAGGUGCUCAUGUCAAAGAAAGAGGGAGGAGGAGGAGGGGGAGGUGGAGGACGGAUGGGAGGAGGCAUGGGGGGCAGAGGCUCUCACACGCAGGGCGGCAGGCAGAGCCAGCCUCAAGAUGAGGGAUGGAACACAGUACCCAUCUCCAAGAACAGACCCAUUGACACCACUCGCCUUAGCAAGAUCACAAAGCCUGGUGCUCUGGACUUCAACAAUCAGCUGUUGGCCCCAGGGGGGAAAGGCAUGUGGGGCAGCUGGGGCAAAGGCAGCAGUGGAGGAACUGGAGCUAAACCAGCCAGUGGAGAGCAAGAUUCUGGUCGUCCAGCUACCAGCACCCUCAAUCGCUUCUCAGCGCUGCAACAGUCUGGCUCCGUGUCGUCUUCCUCAGACUCUGAUCGCAGAGUUCCUCAGAGGUCGAGCUCAAGUCGCGAUCGCGGUGGUGACAGAGACAGGAGUGAACGCGACAGAGACCGUUAUGAACGCUUCGAGGGACAGGAAGGUCGUGAUGACAGGAGCAGCCAGAACCAAAUCACCAAGAGAAGCUUCAGCAGAGAAUCUCAGGACCGCAGUGGGCGGGGCGGAGAGAGCCGAGCCUCAAACGAGCCUGUGCGUCGCGUUGCCAGCAUGACUGACGAUAGGGACCGAGGAAGCAGGGACAGGGGAAGCAGGGAUCGAGGAAGCAGGGAUCGAGGAAGCAAAGACAAGGGCAGCAAAGACAGAGGAAGCCGGGACAGGGGUCCAAGUAAAGAUCUCACCGCUCAGCGUGAGAGCACCCCAACUCCUCCUCCUGGUCCUCAGAAACCCUCCAUGACUGAGGAGGAGGUGGAGAAGAAGUCCAAAGCCAUCAUUGAAGAAUACAUCCACAUCAACGACUUGAAGGAGGCGUUGCAGUGCGUCGCAGAACUCAACAGUGCCUCGCUGCUCUUUGUGUUUGUGCGGAACAGCGUCGAGUCUACGCUUGAGCGCAGCACCAUCGCUAGAGAGCGCGUGGGCCUGCUGCUUCAACAGCUUGUUAAGGCAGGGUCAUUGCCCCCAUCGCAGUACUACAAAGGGCUUGAAGAGACCCUGGAGGCAGCAGAAGACACGGCCAUAGACAUACCUCACAUCUGGCUCUACCUGGCUGAACUCAUCACCCCCAUGCUCCAUGAGGGAGGCAUCCCUAUGGGACAGCUCUUCAGGGAGAUCUCGAAGCCUCUCGUACCUCUGGGGAUCGCUGGCGUGCUUCUGGUGCAGAUCCUCAAGUUGCUGUGCAAAGGAGUGACCCCUAAGAAGGUCGGGACCAUGUGGACAGACGGCGGCUUGAGUUGGAGUGAAUUCCUACCUGAGGAUGAGGACGUCAACAAGUUUGUCACUGAACAGCAAGUGGAGUUCACUACAGGAGAAGAGGUGGAGUCAAAGGAAGACGACAAGAAGAAGGUCCUCAGUGGAGAUGAGCUCAGCCAACAGCUGGACAGACUCCUGCAGGACAAGGCCGACAACCAGCGGAUCAGAGACUGGGUGGAGGCUAACUUGGAUGAAGAACAAAGCAUUUCCAACCAGUUUGUACGAGCAUUGAUGACAUCAGUGUGUCAGUCUGCCAUCAUAUGUGACAACCCGUACAGGGUGGAUGCGAAGCAGAUAGGCCAGAAGGCCAGUCUGCUGCAGAGGUACCUGUGUGAUGAGCAGAAAGAGCUACAGGCCCUGUAUGCUCUCCAGGCUCUCAUGGUGCACAUGGAGCAGCCAGCGAACCUGCUGCGCAUGUUCUUUGACGCCUUGUACGACGAGGACGUCAUUAAAGAGGAGGCCUUCUACAAAUGGGAGUCCAGCAAAGACCCUGCUGAGCAAACAGGCAAAGGUGUGGCCUUGAAAUCAGUCACGGCCUUUUUCACCUGGCUCCGCGAGGCCGAGGAGGAGUCCGACAAGGAAUAAAUAAGAAAGACUGAACUAAAAGCUGCGGCCCCCCUGUGGCAAAGCGGGGGCAUUGCAGAUGACUGCAGAGGUUCAUGGACUAUAUUGCCAGAGGCAGACUCGAAUCAAUCCUCAAUGAGGAUAAAUCUUUAUUAUGUUUUCUUUUCUUAGAGGGAUGGACUCAGAAAAACAAUCAUUUCUCUCUACUCUCCCUCUCUUGCUUCCUCAUUAUUUCUGCACCUGCUUCCGAUGGCAAGUGUCCUCAUGAAAUAAACUUGAAAACUGAUUGAGCAGGAUUGCUUGCUAAAGAGGUGUGAAAUAUGCCACUUCACUACAAAAACCUUUUUAUUUUUUCGGUCACAAUAACACAAAACCAACUGGCUGCUUUUUUAUGGUUCUAGAUAGUUAAAAUGCCUACCAUCUUAUCUGAUGUGUGAGAACAGACCGCAGGGUGUGUGGUGUAAUGGGUUCCCUGAUACGUGGGUAUCAUCAUGUGUGUGUUCAACCCAAACUCAGCUCUUAUGUCUUUGUCCCUUACUGGAGUGCGCAGCAUGACUGAAGUGUGUUUCUAUUAAUGAUAACAGUGGACAAAACGUUGAUAGACAAAUGUUCUUGAACUAAUAUUAAUUUGGAUGAUGUUUUUAAAGCAUAGUUGGUCUAUUUUCUCUUCCUGUUUCCCUAUCAUGAACUCAGAGGCAGAAACACGGAGGACUGAUGUGGACCGUUGAUCUUGACUGCUAGUUGGUGGUCGUAAUGCUUCCUCUAAGCCAUCCUCUCCCAUCCCCAGUAGUGAACCACACUGACUUACUCUUCAUCUUCUUACCUCUUCUAUACUUAAACCUGAGCUGUCGUAGAGGACACUUAAUGACCCAAUCACCAUUGAAACUUGAAAUCUACAGAAAAUUGACUUGAUGAAAUAUAUAAAGUUAGAAAAAGAAAAAAAAAAAAAAAACAGAAAUGAUCCGAAAGCCUUUUCUACUGUAAGUGGAAACUUAUUUCAGGAGAGUUCUGUAAAUAUAUAAUAAUAAUAACACAAAACUUUUUUUCUUCAGUUUUAUUUUUCAGAAAUGAUAAAUUGCUGAUGUACUUGCAGUUUCCUUUUUCCAACAGAAGCCGCAGUUGUCCAGAUGCAGAGAGGUGCUUUAGAUAAUCCAUUGAUUAUUAUUAUUAGUUGUAUUGGAAUUUUUGUAAAUAUUUUUUGCUUUCUUUAUUUAAGAAAUUAUCGCUUCUUUUGCAUCGGAAACUGGAAAGAUGAGGUAACGGAGCAUUGCAAAUAAAGGACUUACUAAGUUGCUGAGAAGAA
Messenger RNA from Labrus mixtus (cuckoo wrasse), 7090 nucleotides. It is a transcript of the gene eif4g1a, whose product is annotated as eukaryotic translation initiation factor 4 gamma, 1a. Lineage: Eukaryota; Metazoa; Chordata; Actinopteri; Labriformes; Labridae. The transcript is spliced from 33 exons. Gene Ontology annotation, cellular component: eukaryotic translation initiation factor 4F complex. The record is from RefSeq and is a predicted model, not a curated record. Bases 484 to 5808 code for a protein of 1774 amino acids. Gene Ontology annotation, molecular function: translation initiation factor activity; protein binding; mRNA binding.